UUCACUGAUCAAGAUAUAACUCAUAUCACGUCCCUCGAAUUGUCACCUAUCAGUGAACAAGUGUUCAGGUGUGUCGGACAGGUCUUGAAAUCAUACCGGAGCGUGUUAAAUAUAUUAACGUACCUCCUCAAAAUCCUCUUUUCAGUAUAAUUAUAUUUAAUCUUUUGAAAAUGAAUUACAUAUUACCCACGGCUCUUUGUGUGUUAAGUAUCGCAAGAAUUAAAGCCGAUUUGGACACAAGAUGUACGGCCGAAUAUUGCGCGUAUCUUAUGCACCGAAGAAAUACGUAGAGGAAAAAGGUUGUCCUUCGCUGCCUAUCGAAUGCAUUGUCAUGAACGCCACCCACCAUGGGACAUUUUUCACGUACCCGGACUUUUGCAAUUGUUGCGAUUACUGUCUGAAAAAUCUGGCAGAAGGAGAAAUCUGUUCGAUUGGUUAUCCAGGAACGUUAACGCCGAAAGAGAUGUGUGGUCCAAGUUUAGCAUGCACUCCGAAUAAAAAUACUCAUGCGACUUGUCAACGCAUCUCAUCUAAGUGCACGCAAGCUCAGGAUGCUUUCGACAGGCGCAAAGAAGAUGGUACUUUAGGAAGUUUCGAGUUUCGUCCUCGAUGUGACGACGAUGGGCAUUAUGUCCCUGAACAUUGCGUUCCAGGGUUCACAUGUUACUGCGUCGCUCCAACCGGCGAGAGGAUUUUCGGAGAGAUUCCGUAUUUAAAUUCUUGGGACGUCCAGCAAAUGUCUUGCGGUUGCUCUCUGCAUGCCUGGAAAGCUGAGAACACUUUGGAUCCCAUGUUUCCGAUCCGAGUGGCUCGAUGUCUGGAAAAUGGCCUCUUCGAUCCUCUUCAAUGCACUUCGGCGAUAAAUGCAACUUGCUUUUGCGUGGAUACCGUGAGUGGUGCUCCAAAAAUGAACACCGAGCCUGUUCCUGGCUCCGAACUGAAAGAAAGCAAUCCUUUCUGCUUCGAUCCAUCGAUUCACAUUCCUGGUUCUUACGAAAAGUCAUGCGAGUUUGAGUUCAACAGCUUAUACGAAGGAAUGAAGAAUCUCGGGGGACUUAAAGGCAUUUCAGACGUUAAACUUCCGUCUUGCCAACCCGAUGGAAAUUACGCUCCAGUUCAAAGUAUGAUGUCCAAAAAAGUCUGCGUCGACCCUCGUGGAGUGCAAAUAGAGAAUUUCGAGGCUGCGGAAAACUCGAUGGAAUCGAACAUUAUGAACUGCAAGUGUGCACGGACUCGAUGGCUUCUGGCAAAAUCAAGAACCGUGGACUUGCCAAGCUGCUGCUCGUUUGGGAAUUUCCAAGCUUGGCAGUGUCGAAGGAACGAGUGCUUCUGCGUAGACGAGAAUGGCGAUCAAACCGAGCGAGAGGUGGACAUUAACGAGAUAGAAAAGCUCUCGUGUUACAAGGCAAAUGAAGGAGAAGCUUGUGCGGUUCCGUAGUACUCCUCGUAUCAUGGAUUUAAACUAAGAAGAAACGCAUUUUCAACACCUCUCGCUCGGGCUCGCAAAUAAAAGAUUUGACGAAAA
Molecule: messenger RNA, 1525 nt
Organism: Orussus abietinus
Lineage: Eukaryota; Metazoa; Arthropoda; Insecta; Hymenoptera; Orussidae
Exons: 8
Coding region: 242-1438 (398 amino acids)
Biological process (GO): cell-matrix adhesion
Cellular component (GO): basement membrane
Source: RefSeq, a predicted model, not a curated record